This is a messenger RNA of Trichobilharzia regenti, 1710 nucleotides long. The record is from the annotation of a GenBank genome assembly. NCBI's taxonomy places the organism in Eukaryota, Metazoa, Platyhelminthes, Trematoda, Strigeidida, Schistosomatidae.
AUGCUGAAUGAACUACACUCAGAUGAAAUGCUGCAUACACUACAGCAGCCUGUAUUGAAAAUCCCUACAUCUUCACCUUUAUGGCUUAAAUACUUACGAUUAAUCAGUUCACUAUUGGCUGAUUGUUUUCAUAUAACUUGUACAAUAAACAGUAUAAAACAGUUAUCGUGUCAUCAUCAUCAUCAAUCAACUGAGCUAUACAGCAGAAACUCAAUUCGGCACUUGGCAUUUAUACCGGUGCUUCAAAUUGAUAAUGUCAAUCAUUUAUUUCAAACACCAUUAUCCGAAGAAUUUUCCGCCUUUCAUCCAGCUGUAGAUAUUCUUCGUAGGAUUUGUGAUAAAACUACUGCAACUGAAAAGCUUCUAAUUAUUUAUCAGACAUUUGCUACUGUGGAUCAGAUUAUCAGUAAAAGUAAGCCUUGCCGGAAUCGUGUUCCAACAUCGCUGGAUGAGGUGGGGAAUUGUAGAAAUCCAUCAAUAUGCUCAGUGGAUACUUUGUCUCACUUGCUGCCUGGACUUGAUCAAUUAUUGCUGAUUAUUCAAUUUGUUGUCAUCUGGGUUGGUGUUAUGUACCUGGGCGCUGAACUAGCGUAUAUUGAACAACUGUCACCGGAACACUUAUCGCUUAUUGGUGGUGGUCUCCUACCCUAUCUAAUGACUACACUGCAAGCGUGUUAUGAUCAAAUUCUUCGAGAAGGUUUACAAUUCACAAUUCAAUUUUGAUGGCGAUAUCUUAUAUUUUUAUAUUUUAGUUUUUAGUUGUGUGUGUGUGUGAAUUAAUUGAGGAGGUAGGUAGGUAGGUGACUAACUUAGAUUUUUUCACGAUUAUUUCAUUGUAGAUGAUUUCUGCUAAUAUUGUUUGUUUUUGAAACAGAGAAGCAAUCCUAUGCCUUUUUUCCCUCCUAUUUACACUGACUUAUUUUUGAGUAGUGAUCAUUAUUUUGCAAACAUACUAGUACAUGCAUGCAUAGACACGCACGCACGCACGCACUCACUCACUCACGCACCCACUCACGCAUACAUGCAGCAGUUCCAACACCUGUAAUUUCUUUUCAUACAUUUUUGUUGUAUUUUUAUUCUCGUAUUUCUGUUUCUCCACCCCCCUCCACCACCACCACCACCAACUUAACGAUAACCACCGGGAUUCUUUCAAAUACUGUCUAUUUCUACUGUUUGUAUUAACACGACAUUCUGUAAUAUUCAUUUGUGACUGUUUUCCACCAUAUUGGAUACUUUGUUAAAAUUCCAAUUGUAAUGUACUUAAGAGUAUUGAAUUGUUUUGUAUAUUAAAGCUAGUGAUUGGCUGUGAUUGCUGCUUCUUAAUAUCAUUUUUGUUUAUAUAUAGUUUAUAUUAUUUAACUAUCUAUCAUCUAGCUAGCUGUUCGUCACAAUGAGAAUCAGUACCAUACCAUACAAGCAGGUAUUGUUAAAAACCAAUCUAAAUAAACGUGAUAUUAUUUAACAGAAACAUUUGUUUUUUUUCAACUCUCACAGAGUACCUACCUGCCACAUAGCAUCGUGUUGUUGAAGGUGGCAAGAGAUAGAUACUAGUGCCAACUUAUCCUUGCUAAGCUGCUAGCUCAUGAUGCUGUUUGUUGUCCAUACCUGAUGUUUCUUUUGUAUCUAUCUCUUAAUGGUUGUUAUUCAUUGUGUUGUGUUUUCCUCUUUUUGUUUUGUAUCGUUAUAGUGAAGGGGACUGACUGUCUUUGA